Messenger RNA from Clonostachys byssicola, 972 nucleotides. NCBI's taxonomy places the organism in Eukaryota, Fungi, Ascomycota, Sordariomycetes, Hypocreales, Bionectriaceae. The record is from the annotation of a GenBank genome assembly.
AUGGCUAAGAUCAAGAGUAUUACCUUGCUUUUCAGCUGCGCUAUGCUUCUAUCUGGAGCGCAGCCGCUUGCCGCCACACCGAAAUAUUUCAUUACAUUCGGAGACUCCUAUUCCCAGACCGGUUUCGACAUCAACGGCACCAAACCAAACGAUGCAAAUCCGCUAGGCAACCCUAUUCUUCCCGGAUGGACAACAAGCGGAGGGCUCAACUGGCUCGGAUUUCUCGUCAGCCAGUCAAAUGCGAGUACUAUAUAUUCUUACAAUCUAGCGAGCGGAGGUGCCACGACUGAUGCGGAGCUGGUCGCUCCCUGGUCCCCCGAAGUUCUCAGUUUCAUCGACCAGACUUCCUUGUUCUCGCAAACCUUGGCCCCAAAGCCCACAUGGGCACCUUGGAGCGCAGAAAACACUCUUGCUGGCGUUUGGAUGGGUGUCAACGAUGUUGGAAAUACCUUUUGGCUAGAGGACAGAGAGGCACUCAUAGCCAAGGUGCUGGGACGAUACUUUGAGCAGCUGCAGAUUCUUUAUGAUUCUGGAGUCCGAAACUUUCUUCUAUUGGGUGUUCCCCGCUUCUCCGCCCCAAAGAGUCCUUCUCGAGGGCAGGAAAUGUUCCAGCUGUCCGGUCCUGCUAACUUAUUGGCAGCAACUGAGAAGUCACCGCUUAUGCUUGAGAACGGCGAAGAUUCGAACAAGAUGCUUGCCGCCACCAUCGAGCAAUACAAUGGCCUUAUCAGCUCGAGUAUGGAAGCAUUCAAGACAAAGAAUUCCGGUAUAACAUCCUGGAUUGUUGACACGGCUCCUGCUUUCAAUGAGGCUAUCAAUAAUCCAACCCGCUACGGGGCGCCGGACGCCACUUGCUUCAAUGGAGAUGGUACGAGUUGCCUUUGGUUCAAUAACUACCACCCUGCUAUCGCAAUUCACAAGCUUGUGGCGGCCGAGGUUGCUGAGGCGGUUGGCCUGCCUUGGUUCUCAUGA